Chara braunii is the source of this 5656-nucleotide messenger RNA. The record is from the annotation of a GenBank genome assembly. NCBI's taxonomy places the organism in Eukaryota, Viridiplantae, Streptophyta, Charophyceae, Charales, Characeae.
GCCUGGCACGAAUUGAGGCGGAGCAAUAUGACUUUAGCAGGAGUCAACACAGCUGUGCUGUCAAUAAAGUUGGGCUUUCGGGACUUCGCCCAUGAGUUGGUAGGCGUUGUUGGAGCCGAGGUGGGUCACCGCCUCGACAAGACCGAGCGGUUCUGUGCUGGCGCCAUUGAGGGCGUCAAGGCGGCAUCCCCCAAGGAGGAGGAAGCACGUCCUCCUCGCCGGGAACCGGUCAAGGUCAAAUUCCCUGAUUCCUAUAGUGGAAAAAGGGAAGAGAACUUUGACAAUUGGGAAGCUAACGUUAAGACCUAUGUGCACUUGCAACAGGUCUUCCCGGAUCAGCAGGUCUUGAUUGCGAUCCACGCGCUGAGAGAUGAGGCCGCCUGUUUUGCAAGGUCCCUAGUUCGCGCUGCCAACUGUAGUGACGAUCCCGUUGCGUACUCCUCGUUUACGUCCCUCACCGAAUUCCUGAAGUUGCUCCGCGAGCGAUUUGCUGAUGUCGCUCGUAGUGUUAAGGCCUCAGACAAGCUCCAGACCAUCCACGCUCGUAAAUGGAAGAGUGUCAGGGCGCUCAAGGGUACGAUGGAUGAAUUGGUGGCCGUCCCUGACCAUGGGAUCACAGAGGCCCAAUUGGUCAAUCUCUUCUAUCGGGCUAUGCCCGAAGCCUUUCGAGGGCAGUUCUUCGCGAAGAGCGAAGAUCCUGCCACCACUUACGAUUCCCUUAGCCGUGAGCUGGUGGCUUUUGAAGCGAAGUCUGUGUCCCUGUCUACCUUUUGGCACAAGGACUUAGACAGAGGAAAGCAAUGGAAAGGACGCACUAUCUCAGGGCAGGUAAAGACCAAGGACAGCCUUGUCCUGACCUUAGACGAGGGUGGUGUGGAUGAGAUCCCCUACGAACAAAUCGAGUGGGGGUUAGAGGAGGAGGACAGCGGUCAAGAGGAUGAUCUUGUAGAACUCUGCACUCGAGAUGAUCUCGCCAUGAAGGAAAAGGUUCUGGUUGAUCUCUGGCACGCCGAUUCGAAUUUCCACGCGAACUAUUACAAACUAACCAGAGUCCUUAACAACCCACAAAUGUUCUCCCCUGCCAGAGUGGACAUUGCGAAAACCAUCCGGCUCUUCGAGUUCCAAUUGGGGCAAGUGGAACAAGACCUGCUCGAGGUGAUCCAGUUCCGCUUGGGGCAAGUGGAACAAGUGGUGAUCCACUUCCGGUUGGGGCAAGUGGAACAAGUGGUGGAGCGACCCCUGGUUGAAGUGGAACAAGAACUGCUCGAGAUGAUCCAGUUCCGAUUGGGGCAAGUGGAACAAGAGCUGCUGGAGGUGAUCUAUUGGGGCAAGGGAACAAGUGGUGGAGUGACCCCUGGUCCAAGUGGAACAAGAGCUACUCGAGGUGAUCCAGUUCCGAUUGGGGCAAGUGGAAUAAGAGCUGCUCGAGGUGAUCUAGUUCCGAUUGGGGCAAGUGGAACAAGAGCUGCUCGAGGUGAUCCAGUUCUCAUUGGGGCAAGUGGAAGAAGUGGUAAUCCAGUUCCGAUUGGGGCAAGUGGAACAAGAGCUGCUCGAGGUGAUCCAGUUGCGAUUGGGGCAAGUGGAACAAGAGCUGCUAGAGGUGAUCCAGUUCCGAUUGGGGCAAGUGGAACAAGUGGUGAUCCAUUUCCAAUUGGGGCAAGUGGAAAGAAGUCCACGGGGGAAACUGUGAAAGGAGCGUACAAACGGCCAAUUGCAUCUCUGUUUCGCAGUAUGUCGGGGUCUCCGGCUGGAAAUGCGAAAGAAGAAUCUAGGAGGAAGGAAACCGAGGAUGGUUGGGGCCAACAUCAGAAGCGAAACAGUGCUGCCAGUAACGAGCCACUGACAGUGCUCAGACCGCCUCAGUUCAAGUCCGCUAGAAGAACAGUCAACGCGCCUGCAAGUGCGGAAGAAAAUGAUGUUGGCAGAGGAAAGACCUCAGAUAAUGUUAUGGUCCAUGCAUCUUCUACCCCUCCACCUCCUCCUCUACAACCUGCUGCUGCUGCUGUUGCUGCUGGUGAUGAUAAAGGAAGAGGAAGCAGCAAGAGCGCAUCUGCAGGUGCGGCGCAAGCGACAACACCUGCGAGCCACACUAGAGGAGGAAGCAGCAAGAGCGCAUCUGCAGGUGCGGCGCAAGCGACAACACGUGCGAGAGACACUAGUGUUCGCACUAAUGUCAAAUGUGUUGAUCAUGAAGGCAUUUCCAAAAAUGGCAGCGACGGGGACUUUGGGAGUUCUGGAUGCACUGUGGCAAUAGCAACGUUGGCGGGAAAAGGGCUGCCAUCGUCUACAGGUAUCUCAACGGUGAAAGGAGCGUACAAACGGCCAAUUGCAUCUCUGCUUGGCAGUAUGCCGGGGUCUCCGGCUGGAAAUGCGAAAGAAGAAUCUAGGAGGAAGGAAAACGAGGAUGGUUGGGGCCAACAUCAGAAGCGAAACGGUGCUGCCAGUAACGAGCCACUGACAGUGCUCCGACCGCCUCAGUUCAAGUCGGCUAGAAGAACAGUCAGCGCACCUGCAAGUGUGGAAGAAGGUGGUGUUGGCGGAGGGAAAACCUCAGAUAAUGUUAUGGUCCGUGCAUCUUCUACCCCUCCUCCUCCUCUUCCACCUGCUGCUGCUGAUGUUGCUGUUGGUGAUGAUACGGGAAGAGGAAGCAGCAAGAGCGCAUCUGCAGGUGCGGCGCAAGCGACAACACGUGCCAGAGACACUAGUGUUCGCACUAACGUCAAACGUGAUGGUGAUGAAGGCAUUUCCAAAAAUGGCAGCGACAGGGACUUUGGGGGUUCUGGAUGCACUGUGGCAAUAGCAAUGUUGUCGGGAAAAGGGCUGCCAUCGUCCACAGGUAUCUCGACGGUGAAAGUAGCGUACAAACGGCCAAUUGCAUCUCUGCUUGGCAGUAUGCCGGGGUCUCCAGCUGGAAAUGCGAAAGAAGAACCUAGGAGGAAAGAAAUAGAGGAUGGUUGGCGCCAACAUCAGAAGCGAAACGGUGCUGCCAGUAACGAGCCACUGACAGUGCUCAGACCUCCUCAGUUCAAGUCGGCUAGAAGAACAGUCAGCGCGCCUGCAAGUGCGGAAGAAGGAAGAGGAAGCAGCAAGAGCGCAUCUGCAGGUGCGGCUCAAGCGACAACACGUGCGAGAGACACUAGUGUUCGCACUGACAUCAAAUGUGUUGAUGAUGAAGGCAUUACCAAAAAUGGCAGCGACGGGGACUUUGGGGGUUCUGGAUGCACUGUGGCAAUAGCAACGUUGGCGGGAAAAGGGCUGCCAUUGUAUACAGGAAGAGGAAGCAGCAAGAACGCAUCUACAGCGGCGCAAGCGACAACACGUGCCAGAGACACUAGUGUUCGCACUAACGUCAAAUGUGUUGAUGACGAAGGCAUUUCCAAAUAUGGAAGCGACGAGGACUUUGGGGGUUCUGGAUGCACUGUGGCAAUAGCAACGUUGGCGGGAAAAGGGCUGCCGUCGUCUACAGGACGAGGAAGCAGCAAGAGCGCAUCUGCAGGUGCGGCGCAAGCGACAACACGUGCGAGAGACACUAGUGUUCGCACUAACAUCAAAUGUGUUGAUGAUGAAGGCAUUUCCAAAAAUGGCAGCGACGGGGACUUCGGGGGCUCUGGAUGCCCUGUGGCAAUAGCAACGUUGGCGGGAAAAGGGCUGCCAUUGAAUACAGGUUCCCAGCGACGCAAGCCUUUUCACACUCCGGUGUUGACAGGACGCGUCAGCAGCUCAGAGGGCGAGACGGCUGCGACAGGGUCGGGCAUGACAAGUGCUGGGAGCGGGAGACCUCAGAGAGGAAGCAGCAAGAGCGCAUAUGCAGGUGCGGCGCAAGCGACAACACGUGCGAGAGACACUAGUGUUCGGACUAACGUCAAAUGUGUUGAUGAUGAAGGCAUUUCCAAAAAUGGCAGCGAUGGGGACUUUGGGGGUUCUGGAUGCAAUGUGGCAAUAGCAACGUUGGCGGGAAAAGGACUGCAAACGUCUUCAGGUUUCCAGCGGCGCAAGCCUUUUCACACUCCGGUCUUGACUGGACGCGUCAGCAGCUCAGAGGGCGAGACGGCUGCGACAGAGUUGGGCGUGAUGAGUGCUGGGAGCGGGAGACCUCAGUAUAUCUCGACGGUGAAAGGAGCGUACAAACGGCCAAUUGCAUCUCUGCUUGGCAGUAUGCCGGGGUCUCCGGCUGAAAAUUCGAAAGAAGAAUUGAGGAGGAAGGAAACCGAGGAUGGUUGGGGCCAACAUCAGAAGCGAAACGGUGCUGCCAGUAACGAGCCACUAACAGUGCUCGGACCGCCUCAGGUUAUGUCUAGAAGAACAGUCAACGCGCCUGCAAGUGCGGAAGAAGGUGGUGUUGGCGGAGGAAAAAACUCAGAUAAUGUUAUGGUUCGUGCAUCUUCUACCCCUCCUCCUCCUCUUCCACCUGCUGCUGCUGUUGUCGCUGUUGGUGAUGAUACAGGAAACGGAAGCAGCAAGAGCGCAUCUGCAGGUGCGGCGCAAGCGACAACACGUGCGAGAGACACUAGUGUUCGCACUAACGUCAAAUGUGUUGAUGAUGAAGGCAUUUCCAAAAAUGGCAGCGACGGGGACUUUGGGGGUUCUGAAUGCAUUGUGGCAAUAGCAACGUUUGCGGGAAAAGGGCUGCCAUCAUCUAUAGGUUCCCGGCGGCGCAAGCCUUUUCACACUCCGGUGUUGACUGGACGUGUCAGCAGCUCAGAGGGCCACACGUCUGCGACAGGGUCGGGCAUGACGAGUGUUGGGAGCGGGAGAGCUCAGUGCUCAGACCGCCUCAGCUCAAGUCGGCUAGAAGAACAGUCAGAGCCUGCAAAUGCGGAAGAAGGCGGUGUUGGCGGAGGAAUAACCUCAGAUAAUGUUAUGGUCCGUGCAUCUUCUACCCCUCCUCCUCCUCCUCUUCCACCUGCUUCUGCUGCUGUUGCUGCUGGUGAUGUUUCAGGAAGAGGAAGCAGCAAGAGCGCAUCUGCAGGUGCAGCGCAAGCGACAACACGUGCGAGAGACACUAGUGUUCGCACUAACGUCAAAUGUGUUGAUGAUGAAGGCAUUUCCAAAAAUGGCAGCAACGAGGACUUUGGGGGUUCUGGAUGCACUAUGGCAAUAGCAACGUUGGUGGGAAAAGGGCUGCCAUCGUGUACAGGUGCGGCGCAAGCGACAACAUGUGCGAGAGACACUAGUGUUCGGACUAACGUCAAAUGUGUUGAUGAUGAAGGCAUUUCCAAAAAUGGCAGCGACGAGAACUUUGGGGGUUCUGGAUGCACUGUGGCAAUAGCAACGUUGGCGGGAAAAGGGUUGCCAUCGUGUACAGGUUCCCAGCGGCGCAAGCCUUUUCACACUCCGGUGUUGACUGGACGCGUCAGCAGCUCAGAGGGCGAGACGGCUGUGACAGGGUCGGGCAUGACGAGUGCUGGGAGCGGGAGACCUCAGGUAUAUCAUGGGGUUCCAGAAGUGGGAGAGGCUAAGUACUACAAGGGCAAUUAUUGGGAGAUUGUAUGGAACUCAAGAGUACGAAACCCCGGUUUCAUGGGGAACUUGUUGUACGUGGAGGUAAACUAUGUCUUCUCGGUAAGGACAGUAACAAAAUAGACUCGAGAGGUGCAGGCGGGUACGAGGAUCUGGAGGAGGGUAGCGACGUCUUGCUUCGAUGGCAUGGUUUCGA